This is a messenger RNA of Silurus meridionalis, 5071 nucleotides long. RefSeq names its product protocadherin 10b (gene pcdh10b). Gene Ontology annotation, biological process: homophilic cell-cell adhesion. Gene Ontology annotation, molecular function: calcium ion binding. The transcript has 5 exons. The record is from RefSeq and is a predicted model, not a curated record. The coding region runs from base 697 to 3855 and encodes 1052 amino acids. Gene Ontology annotation, cellular component: plasma membrane. NCBI's taxonomy places the organism in Eukaryota, Metazoa, Chordata, Actinopteri, Siluriformes, Siluridae.
UUCUAGUCUGGAGUGGCGUCGCUCGCGUCUAAUUGCAGCUCGCUUUCCAUUCACGUUGAGAGCUCUGGUUGGAUCCCGGGGACCGGAGCGGGGGACAAAACUGGGGACAGACGCGCGCUCGAGCUUCAGUAGCGCCGCGAGCUCUCGGUCACCGGAGAACAGAGCAGCGGCCUGAGUAAGCGGACUAUCAUCAUCAUCAUCAUCUUCUUCUUCAUCAGCAGCAGAAAUAAGAGCCUGGAUUUCUUUAUUUCACUCAGUGGAUUAUGGUUAUUUUUUUAUUCUUCUUAUGUCAUUCUUUUUGAACUGUUUCCGAUCAGAGGAAUGUGCGCUCGCGCAAGAUCAAUACAUCCCCUUCGAGUGUAAAUCCGAGCUUAGUAUCUUUUUUUAUCAUCUAUUUGUUUUUUAUUCUCACUGUUUGUGAUGUGAGAUAUUUGCCACGGACAUCAUGAUUCCAAGGUUCUGAAGGAGACAAAAUAAUAAUAAUACAUGGACAUCACUCUGGUUUGUUCCGUGAUGACUGCUGCUGUGUUGCGCGCGGCUCUGCGGGGGUAAUUUUUAAUCCCACCCCACUACCCCCCUCAAGUCACCCACCCCCCUCUCCUCACGCACAGGCACACACAAGUUCUUCAUAUUUUACAUGUUCAACCUUUGUGUUUGUAUGCUUUUAAUUCGUUCCUGCGGAUAAAUCAAGUGGACAUGGAGAUGCUCCUGCUUUGGCUCGCGCUGUGUCUGGCGCACAGGGUCGCCUCGCAGAUCCGUUACUCGGUACCGGAGGAGACGGAACGAGGAACAUUCGUGGGUAAUAUCGCCGAGGACCUGGGUCUGGACCUGACCAAACUCGCUUCCCGUCGUUUCCAGACGGCGCCGGGCUCACGCGGGAGCCCGUACCUGGACGUGAACGUAGAGAGCGGCGCGCUGCUGGUGCGAGAGCGCAUCGACCGCGAGCGCGUGUGCAAGCAGAGCGCGUCGUGCGUGCUGCACCUCGAAGUCUUCCUGGAGGAUCCGCUCGAGCUUUUCCGAGUCGAGGUCGAGGUGAACGACGUGAACGACAACGCGCCCAGCUUCCCGGAGAGCGAUGUCACGGUGGAGAUCAGCGAGAGCGCCACGCCCGGCACGCGUUUCCCGCUGGAAGCAGCCUUCGACCCGGACGUGGGAAGCAACGGGCUCAGGACGUACGAGAUCACCGCAAACGGUCACUUUGCGCUCGACGUGCAGACGCAAACGGACGGGAACAAGUUCGCAGAGCUGGUGCUGGAGAAGCCCCUGGACAGAGAGCAGCAGGCGGUGCACCGCUACGUGCUCACGGCGGUGGAUGGCGGGCAACCGGCGCGCACGGGCACGGCGCUCUUGGUGGUGCGCGUUCUCGACUCAAACGACAACGUGCCAACGUUUGACCGGGCCGUGUACUCAGCGAGCCUGGCUGAGAAUGCGCCCGCGGGCACUCUGGUGAUCCAGCUCAACGCGACCGACUCGGACGAGGGCUCUAACGGAGAGGUGGUCUACUCUUUUGGCAGUCACGUGUCGAGCCGCGCGCGCGAGCUGUUCGACGUGGACGCGCGCACGGGCCGCAUCGAAGUGCGCGGCGAGGUUGACUUCGAGGAAAGCAACCUCUAUCAGCUCUAUGUGCAGGCCAAGGACAUGGGGCCAAACGCUGUGCCCGCACACUGUAAAGUCCUCGUGAAAGUCACGGAUGUCAACGAUAACGCGCCGGAGAUCGCCUUCAGCACCGUGACAGAGUCCGUGAGCGAGAGCGCGGCCCCGGGCACAGUGAUUGCGCUGCUGAGCGUCACCGACAAGGACUCUGGAGACAACGGGCGAACGCGCGUCGAGAUCCUCGGUGACGUGCCGUUCAGGCUCAAGUCUGAGUUUGGAAACUAUUACACGGUGGUCACGGAUGGCCCGCUGGACCGCGAGAUUGCCGAUGCGUACACGGUUACGGUGACGGCUCGCGACGGGGGCUCGCCUCCGCUCUCCUCGAGCAAGUCGGUGGAGGUGCGCGUCUCGGACGAGAACGACAACGCACCCGCGUUCUCGCAGCCCAUUUACGACGUGCACGUCACGGAGAACAACGUGCCUGGCGCCUACAUCUACGCCGUGAGCGCGCGGGAUCCAGACGCCGGCGAUAACUCCAGGGUGACCUACACGGUCUUGGACCGCGACAUUCAGGGCAUGUCGGUCCUCACAUACGUGUCCGUGAACCCGGAAAACGGCUACCUGUACGCUCUGCGCUCUUUCGACUACGAGCAGCUCAAGGAGUUCAGCUUCACGGUGGAGGCGCGGGACGCAGGAAGCCCCGAGCUGCACUCAAACGCCACCGUUCACGUAGUCGUAGUAGAUCAGAAUGACAAUGCGCCGGCCGUAAUCGCGCCUCUGGGCAAAAACGGGACAGCCAGAGAGCCUCUGCCUCGUUCAGCCGAACCGGGCUACCUGGUCACACGUAUAGUCGCCACAGACGCAGACGACGGUGAGAACGCGCGUCUUUCCUACAGCAUCCAGCGCGGAAACGAGGACGGAUUGUUUCGCAUGGAUUGGCGCACGGGGGAAUUGCGCACGGCUCGCAGAGUGUCUGCGGCUAAACGGGACGCGCAGCAGCACCAGCAGAGGCGCCUGUACGAGCUACUAGUGGAGGUGAGAGAUCACGGCCAGCCGCCGCUCUCGUGCAGCGCCGUGGUUCAGGUCGCACUGGUGGACGGGCUUCCAGCGGCGGCCUCGGCGGAGGGACGCGGAGGAGGGGGCGGCGGCGAUCGCGAGCGUGGUGGAGCUGCCCGUGCCAAAGACGCGAGCCUGGACCUCACACUCAUCCUGAUCGUCGCUCUCGGCUCGGUUUCGUUUGUCUUUUUGCUCGCCAUGAUAGCCCUCGCCGUGCGCUGCCGCAAAGACAAGAAAUUGAACGUGUACGCGGGAUGCAACGCGUCCUGCUGCCUCUGCUGUGGGCGACAGGCGCGCUCCUCCCGCGGCGUUAGCAGCGGCAACGGUGGCAGCAAGAAGAAGCAGAAGAAGCAGAAAAAACUUAGCAAGUCGGACAUCAUGCUGGUGCAGAGUGCCAACUCGGCAGACGUGAGCGCGCACGCUGGAGUUGGCUGCGGAGUCGGGAGCGCGCAGGUGCCCGUCGAGGAGUCCGGGAGCUUUGGCUCUCUGCGGCGCGGCCAAAAUUACUGCUAUCAGGUCUGCCUCACCCCUGAGUCCGCCAACACCGACCUGCUCUUCCUGAAAGCAUGCGGAGCGGGAGCGAGCCGCGCGGCCACGGACACCGAGCACAGCCCACGAGGAGGAAUACACACCACAUACACGGAGCAACAGCAGCCGGACAUCAUCUCUAACGGGAGCCUUUUAUCCAGCGAGACGAAACACCAGCGGGCCGAGCUCAGUUACCUGGUGGACAGACCGAGGCGUGUGAACAGUUCGGCAUUCCAGGAAGCGGACAUCGUGAGCUCGAAGGACAGUGGACACGGAGACAGUGAGCAGGGAGACAGCGAUCAUGACGCCACGCAUCGUGGGCACUCCUCCGGAGCAGAUUUAUUUUCGAACUGCACGGAGGAGUGUAAGGCGCUGGGCCACUCGGACCGCUGCUGGAUGCCCAGCUUCGUGCCCACCGAGUCUCGGCAGGGCGCCGACUACCGCAGCAACCUGCACGUGCCUGGCAUGGACGCCGUGCCCGACUCUGAGGUAUUUGAGGGUGACGCGUUCACGGGCGAUCAGUCAUUCUCCACGUUCGGCAAAGAGCCGCUCCACACAUACCAACACCAACAGCACCUUCAAGCCUCCACGCUAGACACCAGAGAGCUCCAUGCGCUCCUGUCUAACUCGCGCACGCCUUACAAAGCCAACUAUCUGUCGCGGAAAAGGAUUUGUUAGCUCUUUCCGCGUGGACAUCCCAGAGACGGCGUAAAUUUUUUGCACAAUCAGUCCAACUGACGGAGAAAAAGAGCAUCGUGUUCUCGAGAAUCGAAUCAGACUCUCUUUCCUGAAGUGUGUAUACAGAGGGCAGACGCGGCCCCCAGGGGCCCAAAAAGAGACCGAGAAAGUAAACGGAAUUUCAGGAGACACGCCCAGGACGCAAAGACAAACACACUUCUCAGCGGGACUGAGACGGAUUUAUAACAUUCACACCCACACACACGAGGAAGAGGACGAGGGACCACAAGGAUGACGGACAAUCGUUUCUCCUGGAUCCUGCGUGUGCCUGUUUACAGCAUUAGUGUACAAACGAGAAAAAAACAACAACUACGGAGAUAUUCAAUGAGCCCUUUAGAUGUUUGUACACACACACACACACACACACACACACACACACACACACACACACACACACACACACACACACACACACCAGUACCACCGGAAAGCCAACUGUACAGGAAACUUUGUGCAUUUCAAAUGCAAUAUUACUCUUUUAGACAUGACUGUUUUUUCUAUUUCGUACGUGAGCGUGCGUGUGUGUGUGUACGGUCAGGUGUUUUUUCCUAAAUCUGUACAAUUUUUAUUUCUUUGUUUUCCGGAAAGCAGCGUACCGAAUGGAGCUGUCCUCCGAUUUUGUUAUUUUUUUAUUUUAUUUUAUUUUUUUUUUAGAAGAGCGGUGGCCUAAAUCGUACUCUUUCAGACAUUGCGUAGGUUAUAUCACGUGUGAGACGUCUCAAUUGUACUCUUUUAAGCUUCAAAAAUAAAUAUAAAUCUAUAUCUAUAAAUCUAUAUAUAUAAUUAAUCCUUUUUUUUGUUUUCGAAACGUGUGCUCUCCUUAUGCGGUUCAGCGUCCCGGGAAUUCGUCCGUCCUCGGGUCGGGAAGUCGACGUUUGAAGACGGAAAGCCUUAUCUCCACGCUUCACGCGCCAAUCCUUUUACACUUUUUGGAUAUUCAUCAUGUAAAAAAAAAAAAAAAAGAAUUAUAAUCUAGAUUGGAAUACAUGGUAUUUCUGUGUUACUGUAGCCAAAAAAAUAUGUUUUAAAAGUGAGAGGCCAAAUAUGGAAGGUGCACCAAGUGCAACACACACACACACACACACACACACACACACACACACACACACACCUUACUGCCGAAGGUGACCAAUAAACUGAUGAGUGUAUACUGUAA